UAAAUAAAAAUACUAAACUAGAAGAAUGUCAGUUUGGUUAUCCUAAAGAAUUACAUGAUUCUACUAUUAUUCAAUUUAAUAAGCACAACAACCCAAAGUUAUUAUUACAUUGCAAUGAUCUAUUACUUAAUCCAUAUUGUCAUAUUCAGCUUCAAGGUUGGAGGGCUAAUGUUGAUAAAAAACCUAUUAUUUCCCUUCAUGCUGCUCUUUCUUAUAUUGCAAAGUAUGUAGCAAAGUCAGAACCAAGAUUAGCUGCAUUUAACGAAAUGUUUACUACUGGCAUUUAUAAUGCAAAGUUUGAUAAACCUGCACUUAAAUCUAUUCAAUGA
This is a messenger RNA of Cetraspora pellucida, 329 nucleotides long. The record is from the annotation of a GenBank genome assembly. Lineage: Eukaryota; Fungi; Glomeromycota; Glomeromycetes; Diversisporales; Gigasporaceae.